UAUUGAGCUAACUGUGGUUGUCACAGUACUAUUCCUUAGGUCUCUGGGAGAGAAAGUCAUAGCAGAGCUAAUAGCAGAUGCAACAGUAAUUUUAUUAGUAUCAUAUUGCAGUGGAGAGAGCAGUAAUAAAUUAUCAGAUGCACUCGACUCACAAGCCACAGAUUCCCCGCGGGAUGAAGCGUUACAUGCAUUUCUGCAGAUUGAAGCAGAAAACACUCCAGGAGACAGCAGGCUGCUGCAGCCCAGGGACAAGCCCCAAGCAAGGGAAGGAGUCAUUGAGUGGGGGAAAAAAAAAGAAAAAGAAGAGGGAAAGGAGGACAGAAAGCACCUGGAAGGUUGACUCAUCUCCAGCACUAGCAGAGAUGGCUCAUAGGAACAAGGACACUCCAUCCAAGUUCAGAUGCUCUAAGAAGAAGGCUGCUGAGGAGCCUGUGGUUACAGGCCCCAACAUGGACUCUCUGGGCUUCCAGGCUAUGGACAGCAACAUUCCCGGUCUGUCACAGGUCAUCCUGAGAAAGCUCAACAUGAAGAGCUAUGACGAAUACAAGUCAGCCAUGGACGGGAAGAAAGGGAGGACAGAUUUUGGGAUCCGAACAUAUUUUGACAUGUUUAAAAAGAUGGAGGACACCUUCAAAUUCUGUGUGGAGUGCAAGAAACUCCCUGAUGCUCUUCCUGACUCCAAAAACCUGCGUCGAUGCAAGAGGUGCCAGAAUGUGUACUACUGCAGCCCUGAGUGCCAGCGGGCCAACUGGCCUGUGCACAAAAAGUUCUGCAAAAAGCUCAAGUUGGUAGCCCUUGACCGGCUGGUGGAGUGGCUCGUCUUCACAGGUGAUAUUCCUUUCCCCACGGAGACCUGGACUAAGCGCAUCCAGGAAGUAAAAGGCUGGGAAGACUGGUUUGCCAUGCAGGAGCACCUGGAUGAAAAGCUGGGUGCUGUACUAACAGGGCGUUACAUGACCAUCCUCUGGGCCAAUGCUGGGAAGCCAAAGCCAGAGGAGGGAGAGCUGCUGGAGUCCAUCAAGCGGCUGACCUCAGAUUUCCAGUCCCGACCAAUCACCAUUGGCUUGGGGCUCCAUGCUUUCAGUAUUGACCCCUAUGCCAAGCCCAUCACUGUGCAUGUGGCUGGGGCUUCCCACAUCGAGACCCUCAACACCCGGGUGAUAGAUUAUGAUGAGAUCACACAGAUAUUUCCUGGGCACCAGGGCAUUGAGGUGGUAAUGGUUGGAGUGGAUGUAGUUGAUGGAUCCAUCAUGAGACCUCCUCUGACAGCCUUUGGACCCAGGGGUAGAGUCUACCUCAGCAGCUAUAAAGGCCUCUAUCAUGACUUUUGGGAAUCCCAAGUAGAAACUCAGCAGGCUGCACGUCCGGACCUUGUGGUGGGCUUUCAUCCAGGGUUCCAUGCCUGCCAGGACCUGAUGGAAGGCUGGCUCCCCACCCUGCUGCUGCUGCGGGACUACAAGAUCCCCACCCUCUUCACCAUGUACAAUGAGCAAGAACUAAAGUCCUCCCUGAAGAUCCUGAUGGAGUUGGAAACCAACAUCACAGGCUGUGGAGCCAACCCCUUUGCCUCCCUCAAACCCGAGCAGGUCUACUCCUGCCCCAACAAGCCACCCGUCUACUGCAGCUCCCACUACAUCAUGUUCCAUGGGCUGUCCAGCCCCCCGUAUGAGCCUGAUAUUGGGGAGCUGGAAGAGGAAGAGGACAAAGGGGAAUAGAGAAGAAAUGCUCACGCCUGCUUGGUAUCAAGCAAACAAGGCACUUCACUGCCCCUAGACAGACCCUGCUAUGCCACCUCCAACCCCUGCCUCCAUUCCUCUGGCUUGGCUGCAUUCAGGGCCAGUGCUCCCCUCUCAGCUUGGGCAGCAACCCCAACAGGUAGCAGCUUUUCAUGGGGCCCAGGGAGGGGAACCUGGCUGCACUGGCUGCUCUUAUAGCUGCCUCCUUCAGCAAUACAGGGGUCUGAGGGACACUGGAGAGAGCAAGCUCUCUUGGCUAGGCCUCAGAGCUGACCCCCACCCCAAACCACCACAAUGAACAAUGGGAGAGAGAGAAACCAAGCACUUGCCUGAGCAGGGCUGCAAGCAUUUAGCAAGCACCAGAGUCUGUUGCAUUACCAGUGCUGGCUCAGCCCACUCUCACCUUGUGGUGGUGGCUGCCCAUUACCAGUGCAGUGCUGUCACAGCUAUUUGCAGCGUAUGUGGUAGCAGAGAUGUGAGAAGUGGUGUUCACAGAAAAGACCCUGCCUGCUACUGCUCACUUACCACAGCUCCGCAACAGACUUGCCAAGGGCACUUCCCAUCGGUCACCUGUCUGCUGGGAGUUGAAGUGUGGAGAGCAGCCCUCUUGUUCUUUCCUACAGGCUCUCACUUUGCUAAGAGCCUCAACACUGUCCCUCUGACUGAAUGGCAGAGGGCAGCAGUUUUCCUGUAUCCCUGGUUUUUGGGACAAAAACAUAGCCAUAGCUAUCAGCUCUCCAGGGCUUGCCCUAUCUAGCUCAGAGCUAGCCAAGUGAGGUGGAAACAUUUGUCCCAGCUCACCUGUGGUUAUGAGGAGGGUUUUCCAUUCAGCAGACCUCUGCAACCAGGCUCUCACCCCCAGUAGCUAGAGACAGGACAUCUGUCCCAGACCUAGUGCCUCUAGGUCUGCGGUUCCCAAACUCUGACAGAUUGCGCACCACCAAUU
Gavialis gangeticus (Gharial) is the source of this 2682-nucleotide messenger RNA. It is a transcript of the gene MSS51, whose product is annotated as MSS51 mitochondrial translational activator. The coding region runs from base 138 to 1715 and encodes 525 amino acids. Lineage: Eukaryota; Metazoa; Chordata; Crocodylia; Gavialidae. The record is from RefSeq and is a predicted model, not a curated record. The transcript has 8 exons.